CCGGCAUUUGCAAAAAGAGUUUAAAGGCAAAGACACGCCCCCCCCCCCUUCAGUCGUGCGCUUUGCCUUCCCCCAAAUUCCUCAAAGAUGGUUUGUCUCACGUGCUGCGGGGCGUAAAAGCGGCUCUCGUUCUAUUAGCAGCGAAGCUCCCCGGCCCCGGCGGGACUCGCGCGUGAGGCCAGCAACAGAUGUGGAAAGCGCCCUUGGGCAGUGUCCUGGCUCGGAGACCUCAAGUCUGGAGUAGGGGUUGCAGCCCGAGGGCAGUGCGCGGAGAGUCAGCUAGCAGCGGCUUCCAUCCGCAGGAUCCGCGAUGGUGCCCUUGUGGGCUCCGUGGCUGGCCUGGGCUCUGCUAGGAGUGGCCGGAGCGUGCCCAGAGCCGUGCGCCUGCGUGGACAAGUACGCGCACCAGUUCGCAGACUGCGCCUACAAGGAGUUGCAUGAGGUGCCGGAAGGACUGCCGGCCAACGUGACCACGCUGAGUCUGUCGGCCAACAAGAUCACCGUGCUGCGGCGCGGGGCCUUCGCCGACGUCACGCAAGUCACGUCGUUGUGGCUAGCGCACAAUGAGGUGCGCACGGUGGAGCCCGGCUCCCUGGCAGUGCUGAGCCAGCUCAAGAACCUCGACCUAAGCCACAACCUCAUAUCCAGCUUCCCGUGGAGCGACCUUCGUAAUCUGAGUGCGCUGCAGCUGCUUAAAAUGAACCACAAUCGUUUGGGCUCGCUGCCCCGGGAUGCGCUCGGUGCGCUGCCCGACCUGCGCUCCCUGCGCAUCAACAACAACCGGCUGCGUACCCUGGCUCCUGGCACCUUCGACGCGUUAAGCGCACUGUCCCAUCUCCAACUCUAUCACAACCCCUUCCACUGCGGUUGCAGCCUUGUGUGGCUGCAAGCCUGGGCCGCAAGCACCAGGGUCUCCUUACCAGAGCCCGACUCCAUUGCGUGUGCCUCGCCUCCCGCGCUGCAGGGGGUGCCUGUGCACCGCCUUCCCGCCCUAUCCUGUGUACCACCCAGCGUGCGUCUGAGUGCUGAGCCCCCGCUCGAGGCACCGGGCAGCCCCUUGCCCGCCGGCCUGGCGCUCAUGCUACACUGCGUCGCUGAAGGACACCCCACACCCCGCCUGCAGUGGCAACUUCAGAUCCCGGGUGGCACCAUAGUCUUAGAGCCUCCCGUCCUGAGCCGGGAGGACAACGCAGAUGGGGCCGAUGACGGGGAGGAGGAAGGAGAUGGGGAUGGGCCCACGCAGACGGAGGCCCCAACCCCGACUCCAGCACCCGCUUGGCCCGCGCCCCCAGCCAACCCACGUUUCCUGGCCCUCACAAACGGUUCCCUGUUGGUGCCCCUCCUGAGUGCCAAGGAAGCAGGCAUCUAUACCUGCCGAGCCCACAAUGAGCUGGGGGCCAACUCCACCUCACUACGCGUGGCAGUGGCGGCUGCCGGGCCCCCAAAGCACGCUCCUGGCGCCGGGGGAGACUCUGUAGGGCAGGCCCCUACUUCUGAACGCAAGUCCACAGCCAAAGGCCGGGGCAACAGCGUUCUACCCUCCAAACCCGAGGGCAAAAUCAAAGGCCAAGGCCUAGCCCGGGUUAGCAUCCUCGGGGAAACGGAGGCGGGGCCGGAGCAGGAGGAGGAGGAGGCAGGUGAGGGAGAGGAAGCAGAAGACCAGAUCUCUGCGGAUCCGGCGGAGGAGCAACGCUGUGGCCACGGGGACCCCUCGCGGUACGUGUCCAACCACGCAUUUAACCAGAGCGCAGAGCUCAAGCAGCACGUCUUUGAGCUGGGCGUCAUCGCGCUGGACGUGGCGGAGCGCGAGGCUCGGGUGCAGCUGACGCCGCUGGCGGCGCGCUGGGGAUCUGGGCCUGGCGGGACUGGGGCAGCGGGGCGGCCGGGGCGGCGGCCGCUGCGCCUGCUCUACCUGUGCCCAGCUGGGGGUGGCGCAGCAGUGCAGUGGUCGCGCGUGGAGGAGGGCGUCAACGCCUAUUGGUUCCGCGGCCUGCGGCCUGGUACUAACUACUCAGUGUGUUUGGCGCUAGCCGGGGAGGCUUGCCACGUGCAAGUGGUGUUUGCCACUAAGAAAGAAUUGCCCUCGCUGCUGGUUAUCGUGGCGGUGAGCGUAUUCCUCCUGGUGCUGGCCACCGUGCCCCUGCUGGGCGCCGCCUGCUGCCACCUUUUGGCCAAACACCCCGGUAAGCCCUAUCGUCUUAUACUGCGGCCACAAGCCCCAGACCCCAUGGAGAAACGCAUCGCCGCCGACUUCGACCCACGUGCCUCCUACCUCGAGUCCGAGAAAAGCUACCCGGCAGGCGGCGAGGCAGACGUCGUGGAGCCAGAAGAGGCUCCCGGGGAGGGCCUCGACGAAGACGCGGAGCAAGGGGACCCAGGUGGGGACCUGCAGAGGGAGGAGAGUCUGGCGGCCUGCUCUUUGGUGGAGUCCCAGUCCAAGGCCAACCAAGAGGAGUUCGAGGCGGGCUCUGAGUACAGUGAUCGGCUGCCCCUGGGCGCCGAGGCAGUCAACAUCGCCCAGGAAAUUAAUGGCAAUUACAAGCAGACGGCAGGCUGAAUCCCCAGCCCCACCGGCCUGCCCAUUCCCAUCCCCCACCUUGGGUGCCUGGGAGAAGAAGCCUAGGGCUGGCAGGAUGUACGCCCACCACCCCACCCGCAACCUUUGCUUACUCCGCCCCUUUACCAGCCCUGACCUUCAUUACUGGGGACUUCGAGAGGGGAGUGGGAUGACUGCACCAGUUCCCAGCCACCCAUUAUCAUCAUUGUCUUUGAGGGCUCAAUUCCCCUCCACUGCAAGCACAGUUACUCACUCUCCUCUCUCCCUAUAAUGCACCACCCGCUGACCGGGAAGCGGAAUCCACGCCUCUCCAUUCCCACCCUAAUUGUUAUCUGCGAUAUCUGCUCUGCAGCCUGCCCCACGGUAGGCUCUGGAACCAGAGCAAACAGAGGAGACCACGGAAAUAGCUGGUGGUAAUGCCGUGGCGUGGGGGCAGCCAGCGAUCCGUAGCAGAUGUCCCUUGCGUGGAGUGCUGUAGGGUCCCACCUGGACCCCUACUCCAACAUUUCUGGGGUGCACGUCCCAGAAGCCAGGAAUCCGUGGCAACUCCCUAGUUUUAGUUUCAAAGUCCCCUUGCAGCUGGGAAACAAACCCUUCUGUCCCCCCACCCCCAAUCCGCUUCUAAUCAGCUGGAGCCAAGCCCGGUGCCUGGGGCGCCUUUCAGCUCCGCGCUCCGAUUUUCAUAUUUUCGUAGGGGUUUUUUGUUUGUUUGUUAGUUUGUUUGUUUUGUUUUGUUUUCUCAAAGACAGCGACGCUCCGGGUCCGGUGCUAACACCCCCUUCCCAGCCUCUAGGAAAAUUGGAUGUGUGUGAGGGGGUAGAGCAGGGAAUCCGUUUUCUCUCUCCGGCUCUCCUAACUUAAAGCGCCGAGGAACGGCGCUCCCUUUUAACGCAGAGAGCGUGGGCUUGGUCCUGGGUGAAUUUCGUUGUGGGUGACUUGGGGUUUCCGGAGUUCAAGCACUCCACAGCUGGGGUUCCGCUGCUGCACGUGGCCCAGACCUCCGAGGUGCGCUGGGGGCAAAGGAAGCCAAGUGCGGUCUUCCCGGGCCGGGUUUCGUGCAAGGGCUUGCGCCCUGGUUCGCACAAAGCCUGCGCGUGACGGUGCCUCGGGAUCCGGAUGGAGAAAAGCCCCUGGGUCCUCGCGUCUUCCCGCCCCGCCCCUCCUUCCACGAGAACAGUAUUUGCCUGGCGUGUAGUCCUAGACGAGCGUGCUCUGUAGGAGAAGUCUGUAUUCUAUAAAGUGUAAUCGUGUAGUGUAGGGGGGCGGGCGGGCAGGCAGGUGGGCGGGGAGGGAGGGGGCGGGAGGGUGGACGCGGCGCGGCGACUGGGGCGGGGUCCUUUUUUUAUUCUUGGAGGUGAACGUCGGGAUUGUGAUGGGGGUUGGAUUCGGUCGUCGGGACCUGCCAGUCCUUCGCGAAGCGCAGCACAAGUGCGGCCCGGGGCGGAGUAGCUCCCCCACCCCGGAGCCCGCGCCCUUUUCUAAAGGCGUCUGUAUGUAAACAGUCAAUAAAACAAUCGAUUUGA
Mustela lutreola (European mink) is the source of this 4080-nucleotide messenger RNA. RefSeq names its product immunoglobulin superfamily containing leucine rich repeat 2 (gene ISLR2). Lineage: Eukaryota; Metazoa; Chordata; Mammalia; Carnivora; Mustelidae. The record is from RefSeq and is a predicted model, not a curated record. Gene Ontology annotation, biological process: positive regulation of axon extension. Gene Ontology annotation, molecular function: protein binding. Gene Ontology annotation, cellular component: cell surface. The transcript has 3 exons. The coding region runs from base 311 to 2557 and encodes 748 amino acids.